Molecule: messenger RNA, 270 nt
Organism: Monoraphidium neglectum
Lineage: Eukaryota; Viridiplantae; Chlorophyta; Chlorophyceae; Sphaeropleales; Selenastraceae
Exons: 1
Source: RefSeq, a predicted model, not a curated record
AAGGAGGCUGACGCCGCCUUUGAAGCAGUUCUCGCUGCGCAGAGUGCAGCGGACAAGGCCGCCGCGCCGGCGGGGCCGGGCCCUGCAGCAGCUGCAACCCCCACGCCAGCGGCGGCGGCGCCCGCGGGACCGGCGCUGCCGCCGGCCGCGGGCGCCGCAGCGGCGUCGCCGGGCCGCGGGGUAGAGGGGCCGCCCGCGGCGCUUGGGCGGGUGGCCGCUGCAGGGAAUGAUGCGGCGGGGGGGCCGUGCCUUCCCCCGAUCGAGCCAUAG